GCCAUAUUGUUUAACAAUUGAGGAGGGCUCAUGUCUAUUCUUGUCCCUAGAGCCACAUGUUUCUUUGACGAGAUGGAGCUGGUAUCUAAACUCCCAGUCAUUCGUGACGCUUCUCGUUCAGCUCUCGUUCCUGCUUGUGCGCUAGUGAAAACCAACCGUACCUAAACCUGCCUUUAGUCUUCAUGUUUUCUUUAUAAUGCACUACAGCUAGGGUAUUGCUGGCUUUUUUGUUUUCUUUCAAAGAUUACACCUAAGUAAGGUCUACAUUGAUGAAAACCUGUACGAAAUAAUGGAGAGAACAAUUCAAUCGCAUGAAAACUCGAACAUUAAAUUCAGAAACAAUUUAAUUGUCGUUUAAUCUUAUGGCGAAUAGAAACAAUCAAUGACACUGAUCCUUUAUUUCAUUUGUUUUUCUCUUUUCUUUAAGCUGACGGUGUUGAAAUGUCGCCAACGUCAAGUUAUGUCGUAGGUGGCCCAAGUGCGUCCCGUUCGACGGAUAGGCGAAGCUAUGGCAUGGAGUCUGUCGAAGAUGAUCCCUUCAUUUUAGCUGCAUCCACACAUUCUCUGAAAUCGAUUGGCGAUAGCAAGAAAACGAACAAUGCCAAUGUUAACUAUGGUUACUCGUCAGAAGAUUCUGUCCGACCUCAGCCUGAAAUGCUACUUAAGCCAGGGUCACGUGUCUCAAGCAACAAGCCUACUGCACAGAGCACGGGAGAGGUCGUUGCAAAUUCGUCAUACCUCGUUAGAGGACCACAGAGAGACUUGAACACACUACCCCUGCCUCAAGAACCACCAUCUUUUGAGCAAGCCAUGCUUCAGUCUGAAACAAAUGGAAACCUUACAGAGCCUGGUAAGGGAAGAUAUGCAGGCCGCAGACCAAAACCCUCACAGGCUACCAGUGGCUCAAUCAGAGGGCUCCUUGAUCCAACGGUAAUUUAUGCCACGCCAGAAAAGAAGAAUAAAUCCAGUAAGCCUUCUGCGGAACUCCAUGGACUAGCACCAGGGAACCCCCCACAGUAUAAUCAAACAGAGAGAUCAGGAGGCUCCAUGCUGCAACAAGUGGAUUUAGCUUUGGAUGAUCCUUCCAAUCUGCCUGCUACCGAGAAUCCUCUAAGAAACGAGGCAAUGUCCAACAUCAACAAACACGAACCACAUUAUCAUCUGCCUGAGCCUCCUGCAAAUUUUAAGUCAGCCGUCGCCAGAGAUUCAAGAGCUGAUUCCAACGGCGCCAUACUGAAUCCGCCAGCAUCUACAGCCCGGAAAAAACUUCCGUAUUUCAAUGUUCAUGGUCAACUCGUGAAGCCUGCACUGCAAGACUCAGGUGAUGUUCAGAGACCAGAAUCUUCACGAACGACACAAAACACGCUCAGCCCAGACCCAGGUAUACCUCUAAACCAAGUGCGGCAGCGAGGGUCUGAAUCCGAAGAUAGAGAUGAACAAGAAAACGAGUAUAUUCACGUGGUGUAAGGAAAAAGAUGACGUGACUUUGACAGAAGGAAAUAGAUAUCCGUGUAUUGUCCACGAGGUUUAUUUCCGUCUCAGGAGGAAAGAAAUAAAAGAAAAAAAAAUCGAAAUGCC
Orbicella faveolata is the source of this 1578-nucleotide messenger RNA. RefSeq lists its product as uncharacterized. NCBI's taxonomy places the organism in Eukaryota, Metazoa, Cnidaria, Anthozoa, Scleractinia, Merulinidae. The record is from RefSeq and is a predicted model, not a curated record. Gene Ontology annotation, cellular component: cell-cell junction; plasma membrane. Gene Ontology annotation, molecular function: cell adhesion molecule binding. Gene Ontology annotation, biological process: cell-cell adhesion.